Clonostachys rhizophaga is the source of this 3846-nucleotide messenger RNA. The record is from the annotation of a GenBank genome assembly. Lineage: Eukaryota; Fungi; Ascomycota; Sordariomycetes; Hypocreales; Bionectriaceae.
AUGAACGGCUGGGAUAUGAAGCUGGAAGCCGUGGAGACUGCUGUGAAAGACCAAACGAAAGCCUUUCAACAAUACCACCAAGAUAAAACCGACAAGAAAUGUCUGGUCGACUUGAGAAUUAUUAAUCCCUCAACCCAGAAAAAGACGAUUGAAAACGCCAAAGGUGGCCUUCUGAAGGGAGUAUAUGAGUGGAUUCUUGGGCAUCCGGAAUAUCAGAGGUUUAGGAAUGAUGAUACCAACAGAUUGCUCUGGGUGAAAGGGGACCCGGGCAAGGGGAAAACCAUGCUUUUGUGUGGAAUUAUCAACGACCUAGAAUAUAAGAGCUCUAUAUCCGUCUUAUACUUUUUCUGCGAAGCUACUCAGAAUAACUCUUUGAGAUGCGCUACUGUAGUGCUUUGCACCCUUAUAUGGCGCUUAUGCACAUCCCGGCCUCACUUGGUCUCUCAUGUUCGGAAGAAAUAUGAUACGGAGGGUAAGGAUUCAUUUGAAGAUUCUGCGGCUUUAUUCACGCUGGAAGAGAUAAUGGCGGAUAUCCUGCAAGAUCCCGGUUGUUCUACCCUCACUUUCGUGAUCGAUGCCCUCGAUGAGUGUACCGAGGAUAUAAUGCUGGAUUUGAUUCGUAUAAUUAUUACUUUUUCUAAUUCCUUUGAAGCCAAAUGGAUUGUGUCCAGCCGCAACUGGCCUAUGAUAGAGGAACAGUUCCAGUUGGCUGAAAAGGUUAAAGUCUCGCUAGAACUGAACCGAGCCUCUGUCUCGCAUGCAGUGAACCUGUUUAUCGACUACAAGGUAUCGCAGCUGGCCAAAUUGAAGCGUUAUGAUUUAUCCACAAAGGUGGACGUACUCGACUUCCUUCGCCGCAAAGCCAAUGACACAUUCCUGUGGGUAGCUUUGGUUUGCACAGAGCUUUCCAAGCCCAAGGUUCGGUCUUGGAACACGAUGCAGCUACUAAGUUCAAUUCCAGCGGGUCUGGAGAAGCUGUACGUACGAAUGCUUGAGCAAGUGUUCUCAUCGAUCAAUUCUACCCUCUGCAAACAGCUUCUUGCCACAGUGUCUAUUGCGGCCCGUCCGCUGUCAUUCAGAGAACUCCCCGCCUUCAUCCACGAACUCGAACCUUUCAGUAACGAGCAAAUAGAAGAGUUUAUUGGAGAAUGUGGCUCUUUUCUCUGCGCUCGGGCCAAUAAUGUUUACUUUGUGCACCAAUCUGCUCAAGACUUUCUCGUCGGACCUGAGGGUCGAGUUUUCCGGUCUACCAUCCAAGGCCACCACCUAGAAAUAUUCAGGCAAUCAAUAACAGCCAUGCAGGCCCUCAAGCGCAAUAUGUACGAGGUUUCUUCACCAGGGAAGCUUAUCGAGGAGAUCAGCCUGGACAAAAACAGUCCAUUUUAUUCUAUCAAAUAUUGUUGCCUCCACUGGGUUGAUUAUUUGGAGCUAGCAGGUCACGAGAGGCAGGCCCAAGAUGAUGAUCUCGCCCGCACAUUUUUCACAACGAAGGUAUUGUGCUGGAUGGAAGCUCUUUGCUUUCACGGGUACGCCACGGAGGGCAUCAGCAUGAUACAAAAGCUCGGAUCCAUCGCGAAUUCCGACGAGUUAAAAAACUUAUCUGAAGACUUACACAGGUUUUGGCUCACUUUCAGAGCGGUACUGGAAGUUGCACCGCUCCAGUUAUAUGGUUCAGCCCUAUUAUUCGCCCCUGCGUCAAGCUUGAUCAGGAAUUUGCACGAGAGUAGCACAUACCCCUGGGUCACUUUGAAGCAAAGCACACCACAAGACCCAUCAGAAAGAUGGGGGCUUUGCGUUUCGACUCUCGAGGCCAAAGGACUUCGGUCAUUCGCCCUCUCAACAGAUGGGCAGCAUCUCAUUUACAGUCAUGAGCUAUUCAGAGGCGGCUCUAGUCUCAUGUUAUGGGAUUCUAGGUCAAAUAGUUACAAGCAUUCGGUCCGAACAAUCGACAAGACAUCGAGUGUUGCAAUCUCAUUUGACGGGCGACAUGUGGCGGCUGCUUGCACAAAGUGCUUUCUUCCAGAGAAUGUGAUUGAAUUACGAAAUUCGGAUUUGUCUCUGAGCGAUACAAGACUCAAAGAAGAGAAGGACGAUCAAGUUUGCUCUGUUGCUUUUUCGCCUGACGGAAGGCAUAUAGCCGCCGGCUUGUGGACGGGUUUUGUCCUUGUAUGGGAUCUGACGACAGGUGCUGUUGUACAUAGACUGGCUGUUGAUUGCGGAGUGGUGUCCUCAAUUGCGUAUUCUGCAGAUGGGAAGCAAUUGGCUGGUACGGGAGAAUACACAACGGUCUGGGACCUAGUGAGCGGCAGAUGCCUCUUCUCCACCGAUUAUUGUACUGCGGAGGCGGUAUUUCUACCCGGAUCAAAACUAGUCACGGCAAAUCAUACUGAUAUUCUAAUAUGGGACACAGAGAAGGGGGGGCACUCUCAAAGGUUGCUGAGAGAGACUGAUGAAGUAUGUGCCAUUGCGUCGCUUGAUCUCCCUGGGCUGUUACUUGCCUCCGCUUUGUCAAAUGGCACUGUCAGGCUAUGGGAUCAGGCUGGCAAUUGUGUCCAAAGCCUCCUCGGCCAUGCAGGACCGGUGAAAUCAUUAUCAUUUUCCCCAGAAAAGUGCAUACUUGCCUCGGCCUCAAAAGACGAUACCAUACGUUUGUGGGACAUCACAACGGUUGUCGAAAUGUCGCAAACGCCCCAACAAGUUGCGCGGAACGAGUCCAGGCACGACAACUCUACGGAACGAGAUUCUCAAAGUCAUUCCGAUCAGGUUAGGGCAGUGGAUUUCUCCCCUGACGGCAAAUGGCUGGCCUCGGCUGCGGCGGAUAGAACAGUCAAGAUAUGGGACAUUACGAGCUUUUCAUGCGUACGGACCUGGACGACGAAGUUCCCUUUGGACAGCGAUGUUGCUCUACUUCAGUUCUCUCAUGAUGGUCGCCGGCUGCUUCUGGCACCCGAGAGCGACAAAAACACAUAUUCAACGUGGAUAUGGGAUAUGACAAGUCUGGAGCCUUCCCAGGGUUUCAGCUUCAAUGACGACAAAAAGAACGACGUCGAUCAAUUUUCGAGUGGCCUUUCGCCCGGUGGACGGCUUAUUUCUCUGUUCAAAGAUGGUACCACUCGCGUAGUGGAUCUAGAAACGAUGGAAAUGUUGCAACAUUUUCAGUUCUCGCCCCUCACUGAGCGAUUUCCGCUUAAAAGUCUACUUUUGAAGCCGACAUUCUCAUCAGAUGGUCGAAUAUUGGUCUUAGCUUCGGGGUCUCUGGCUCGCGCUUACAAGAUUUCAACGGGCGAAGACCUGUGGAGUAUUCGCAUGGCUGGGGCUAUAAGCAAUUUGGAAAUCGCUUUAUCUCGAGAUUCUACACUCUUCGCCGUGUUCUCAGAUCAACAUGUUUACGCUUGGAAGGUAAAUACGCUGCCACCUCAGAGGCUCUGUAAAUUCUACUUCGUUGGAAAAGGGGAGGAUAUAUACUUCCCUACUAUUGAAGGGAAAUUGGCCAUCAAUAGGAGAUGGCUUGUCUUCUACGAAUCGUCAUCCAUAAACACAUACGACCUAGAGACCCUUACCCAUCAGCAGAUACGUAAUGGUGGCAUAAUCACCAGUGUAUCCUUUGACACAUUGGACGAGAAUUGUUUUCAUACAAAUCUUGGUUCUUGGACCAUUGACGAGAAAGGUUAUGUCAAGUCCGUGGGCUGCCGCUUCAGCGUCGAUCGCGCAUGGAUCACGCGGGAUUCCCAAAGACUACUUUGGUUGCCACCGCAAUACCGAGGAGUCGCGGCAAGUGUUAGGGGAGAUACUGUUGCACUUGGAAGCGCAUCAGGCUCCGUGGCCGUGCUACAUUUUAACAUGUGA